This is a messenger RNA of Paraphaeosphaeria sporulosa, 3087 nucleotides long. Its product is annotated as kinase-like protein. Gene Ontology annotation, cellular component: cytoplasm; nucleus. NCBI's taxonomy places the organism in Eukaryota, Fungi, Ascomycota, Dothideomycetes, Pleosporales, Didymosphaeriaceae. The record is from RefSeq and is a predicted model, not a curated record. The transcript is spliced from 2 exons. Gene Ontology annotation, molecular function: ATP binding; protein serine/threonine kinase activity; protein binding. Gene Ontology annotation, biological process: protein phosphorylation; meiotic recombination checkpoint signaling. The coding region runs from base 1 to 3087 and encodes 1028 amino acids.
AUGGCAUCUCAAUAUGAGGACACUCAGCCUACCCAGCAAGUACUCGAUCCGCGACGUGUUGGAGAGGAUAAUUCCGGAGUCGGCGAUCACGACUCUUCAGAUAUAAUUUUACUGCUCAUCGCAGGGAGUCCGGCCGCCACUAGAAUUGUGGAACAGACUGCCCUGACUCGUAGCUACCAUGUCUUGUUCCACGACAUGGAGUCAUAUGUGACCAACAUCGAAGAGCAGGAGACCAUUAUCAUUGGAGAGGACGGUACCCCUCGGGGUAAGACGUCUGUUCAACGACCUGCCGACCUCGCGCUGCGCUUUUCAAGCAUCAGUCACCUCAAACAGAAGUUCUCGGGUUUCGUCUUUGGGCGUAAUGCCAAUUUAGUCGAUAUCGUCUUCGGCCAGGACACAGGCAAGCGCAUCAGCAACCAGCAUUUCCGGAUCUACCUCAACGCGGAGGGCCUGGCAAUGAUCGAAGACCUUUCUACCAACGGGACCCGAGUCGACAACACCGUCCUGAAGAGCAAAGACCAUCGUGCCGAGAAGACCCGCGUGCUGACCAGCAAUUCGGAAAUCAUCAUCGCCAACAGUGCGAACGACAACGAGAUGAUCCGUUUCCACGUGCGCAUUCCGCCUCGAUCCUCACAGGCACAAAUCUGGAACUACGAAGAGAACAAGCGCAACUUCAUGAGCGAGUGCUUCCAGGGAAAGGAACGGGAUAAAGUGCUGCGGCGCCAGCAACAACCGUAUCAGACUUUGAUGCGGUGGAAUGGUGGACACAAUUACACCAUCAUGGGCGAGCUCGGCAAAGGCGCAUUUGCAACCGUGUACAAGAUCGCUGAGAAGAUGAACGGGACUGUUUUGGCCGCCAAGGAGCUCGAGAAGCGACGAUUCAUGAAGGACGGUCGGCUCGACAAAAAGGUCGAAAACGAGCUAUCCAUCAUGCGCAACUUGAAGCAUCCCAAUGUUGUCCAAUUCAUCGAUUACCACGACCAAGGCGACUAUCUGUACAUUAUCAUGGAGUACGCGCCGUAUGGUGAUCUGCGCAAGCACAUGGAGGCGGGCAUGCGUCCCGAUGGCGAGGGUCCGAUGAAGGAAGACGUGAUGCGACUUGUGGCCCAACAGGUCCUGAGCGCUCUAGCUCAUCUUCAUGCCCAGAACGUCACGCAUCGUGACAUUAAGCCCGACAACAUUCUCAUCUCGGAAGUCGAGCCCAUGCAGGUCAAGCUGUCCGACUUUGGCCUGUCAAAGAUGGUCCAACACGAGGAGACUUUCUUGAAGACCUUCUGUGGCACCCUUCUCUACUGCGCUCCAGAGGUUUUCCCGUUCUACGAGAAGUCUAAGAAGCGCCGACGUGGGAACGAGAAGGCGUACAGCUCCGCUUGUGACAUUUACUCGCUUGGAGGCGUGCUCUGGAACGCUCUUUGCGGUGCACCGCCUUUCGAAGGCAAGCAAGAUUCCACAGGCCGCGCCAUGUUCGACCAUAUCAUGGAUUCGGUACUGGAUAUUGGUCCACUACAAGCGCGCAACGUCUCAGCCGCUUGCAUCGACCUGCUCACGCAGAUGCUGCGCCGCGACCCAUCCCAGCGUCCCUCGGAAAUCCAAUGCCUGCAACACCCUUGGCUCCGAGAGGGUGCGAACAUUCCGGAAGACCCAGCCCUGGAAUCUAUUGUCGAAGAGGAUGAAGGCGAGGACGAGGCCGAACAUCAACUGUCGCAGCUCAGCAUCAACGAAAAGGUGCACGAAUCUGAUGAGGCCGACGAAGCUGAUGUCUUGUCUGACGAGGAGUUUGAACAACUCAUUGACGCACGGCAGUCGAAGCGCAUCCGUCAUGACCCUUUGUUUCCGCGAUACCAGCUGCGGGACCAUGACGAUGAAUCAAGCGCCGCUCCAUCUUUCCAAUCUGAUAUGGAAGGUGUUCUUGAAGAUGAAAGCUUCCAGCCUAUGCCCAAGGCACCCAAUACGCAUCGCUUGUUUGGCGAAAUCGGGCAGUCAGCCCUAGAAAGCUCUGGCGUUCUGCAUGUGCACGCAAAGCAAGCCCUUUCAGAUGCCGGAUCCGCUGAAUCCGGUGUACAAUAUCGAGAGAAUGGUAGACGUCGAAAAGCAUCCACUGGCAACACACCAACGCUUGAUCGCGACAUUUCCUCCUCGAGCCUAUUUGGUGCUGAAUCUGGUGUACGAGAGUUGAACAUGGCUUCACCGCAGUCUUUCGGGUCCGGUAGAGAAACUCCGAAUGAACCCGCCACACCCAAGACACCAGAGGUCCCGCAACACAACUCUCUCGGUUAUUCUCAAAAGAACCCUAGCCAGAGCAGCGAACCAACGCCAAGGGCACGACCACCUCCAAGCCGGAUGAUCAGUCUUCCAAAGACGCCAUCCUUCUUCUAUGAUCCUGCUGACCCUUCCACGCACAACGUUGAAUAUGCUCAGAAGGUCAGUGGGUUCGAUUUUGGCGCGCAACAGCAGGAUGCCACAGACGUCGCCUCUCUCGCAGACACGAUGCAACAAUCUGGCCACGGGGACAGCGACGCUUCGGUUACUUCGGUUGCUUCGGUCGCAGCUCUCCAGGUGCAAGCAAGUCCACAGUUGCCCACCGAGCCGGACUUCAAAGCUCCGCCACGCCGAGUCGGCAAGCUGGUGGCGACGGCCGAUUCUUUCGACCCUUCGCUUACCCUCAACAUUGACCAGCGGUUAACCUCGUGGGGUCGUUUGAAGACGAGCACGAUUGUGUAUGAAGAUGCCACGGACAUCCGCAUUCCUAAGACGGCCUUCUACAUCUUUUGGUGGUCCCCGAAUGACGUGAACUUGGUGCAAGAGCUGUCUCAAAACGGACAGGACUGGACCAACGUAGAGGACCUGCAAGUCGGCAUCUACACGCAAGCUAGGUCCGGCCUCUGGGUCAACGGCAAGCACCUCCGACAAAAGGACGAUAAGGGCCGGGCUCUUUACGGCAACCUGCACUCGGGUGACAUCGUGCAGGUCUUCUCGGACCGCAGCCAGUGUCUGAAGUUCAAGUGCGAGUUUUACCACGGCAACAGCGUACAGCCUCGCCCCGCCGGGCAGAGCUUCAGGGUGCAGUUCGGAACCAAGUUGAACUAG